GGCGGAGCGGCCUUGCCGGAGCUGCAGUGCGGGAGCGCCGCCCCCCGCCAUGGCCGCGCCCUGAGAGUUUGGAGCAUGUGAGAAGUGGCCAGAGGAAUAAGUAAUAUUUUAAUUUCUGCUUCAUCAGAUGCUGCUGCCCUGCCCUGUGCUUCCAGGAGUGUGACCCCCCCUGGUCCUGGGGCACCCCGCAGCUGAGAUGGUGGCCUUUAACUGGAAGGCUCUGGAGAACUUCCCACUGCUGAUGUACAUUUUGGCAGCUAAAACCUUGAUCCUUUGCUUGGCCUUUGCUGGAGUCAAAAUGUACCAGAGCAAGAAAAUCGAGGAGAAACUGAAGAGGGAACGCCAAGAGAGGCUGAAAGCAGAAGCAGAGAAGAAGGAUGAGUGAAGAGUCCCUCAGAUUCCUGACUUUUGGCAGCUGCCAUUGGAUUCCUUUCCCAGGAGGAUGAAGCCUUCCUGGAAAAGAGGGAUGUGURACCUCAGAGUAGCCCCRACRUUGGCUCCGUUUCCAUUUGUACAGYGACAUAUCUGAGCCUCUAUUUAUGCAAUAAAAAAAAC
Molecule: messenger RNA, 555 nt
Organism: Malurus melanocephalus (red-backed fairy wren)
Lineage: Eukaryota; Metazoa; Chordata; Aves; Passeriformes; Maluridae
Gene: SMIM11
Product: small integral membrane protein 11
Exons: 5
Coding region: 197-385 (62 amino acids)
Source: RefSeq, a predicted model, not a curated record